Molecule: messenger RNA, 1672 nt
Organism: Nezara viridula (southern green stink bug)
Lineage: Eukaryota; Metazoa; Arthropoda; Insecta; Hemiptera; Pentatomidae
Source: the annotation of a GenBank genome assembly
CUUAUUACCAAACCAUAAGUAACGAAGGCUCCAGUUUUAUUAAUAGUAAAUACAUAUUUUAACAGCAUAUGCUGCAAGUUAAUUUCAGAAACUCUUAACCAUUUUUUAUUUUUUACUGUGUCUCAAUGAAAUUUAUGAAAAUUAGUUUAUGAACGAGGUCAACCAACAUGUGAUAAAUAGAAAAGUAACCUAACAUCUGAAUGGCCUAAAUUCCUGUUAUAGGUCAAAAUUAAGUAAUUUCUUCAAUGGUUUUUAUACAUUUUCGGACAAAAUUUGGUCAAAAUAUCUAUUUUAGUGUUUUCGUAAUAUGACAGAUAGUGAUGUAGAGCUUAUCGAAACUCUUCCUGACGAAAUAUUAGAAUCUGUCUUCAGGUGCCUACCUUUGGAAGAGGUGAAGACCAAGUUAGCAGUCGUCUGUAAGAGAUGGUACGAGGUUUCCAAAAGUUGUUCUCUGCUCAGGAACCUUCAAUUCGGUCCGUUCAUAACAACAGAAACAGCAGUACAGGUGUUACGGCAGGCUCCCUUGCUCCACAGCCUCAAGUUGCUGUCACGCGCUGACAUUAACGAACUGCUGAACGAGGUGGCAAUCUGGAAUACGAAGCUCGAGAGGUUGAAGGUGUACGCAAGUAAGGAUGCCAGGUACACAGAGGUCGAAGGCCCGGUGCUCGUAUCCUGUGUCCAAUCACUCAGGAAUCUCAAAGACCUGACGCUGAAAAGGGUAACUUUCGACAACCCUGACUAUGUCUUCAAGGAGCUGGGACCAGCCACCAGUAAACUGGAGGCCCUCAACCUCAACCAUAGCAUCCAGUUGGACACUGAAGGCCUCUUCAGUCUGGUCCAAGGGCUGCCCAAGCUGAAGGAGCUUCGUAUCUAUUGCAUCUCUUUCAAUAGGAUUGGUAUCAGAUACUGGUCUGUUUCACCUUGGCUCAGGUCAGUGACUCCCUACACAGACCCUCCGGUGGACGACCUAAUCAGGAAGAUGGACACUCUGCACAUCCUCAAGCUCAACAUGCUUGGUAUCACUGGAGCUAUCUUCCAGGCCCUCGCUACGCUUCCGAACCUGAGGGUACUCCAUCUCUAUAGGAUGGUGAUGGUUCAAGACGAAUCCAUGUCUCAGUUAGCCAGGCUGAAGAGGCUGGAGAAGCUGGUGGUCACGAUACCGCGCACGAUCACGUCGCAGUGCUGGUCGGAGGUCCUCGGGUCCUCGAGUAUGGUGCACCUGACCCACGUGGUGGUGUCCAACAGCUACUCGGUGGACGACCUGGUCUUGCGGACGAUCGCAGACAACUGCCCUGUCAUGAUGGAGCUGGGUUUUCCCGGCUGCCGCGGCAUCACGGACGCCGGAGUGGCUGCCGUUAUCAUCAAGUGCACCCGUCUCACCAAGAUUAACCUCUUCUCGACCAAGUCGGUCAUCUCCGAGGCCUUCCGCCUCCUACCGGUCUUUCUGCCCAACCUGGAAGAACUCAUCUUCAGGGCCGUCGACAGGACUGACACAGGCUUUCCCGAAGAGGUCAGGUUGAUGCCGAACCUAAGACUGAUGACAAUGUACAGAUACCCUUGAGGGAAGGUUCGGUAAGUCUGUGAGAGAUGGAAUAUGUUUGUAAUCGAAAUUUUAAAUAUACUUGUCUUCUUUCAAAGAAGUUUUUAUGCUAUAAUUUAAGCUUAAUUGAAU